Messenger RNA from Dujonia railenensis, 3813 nucleotides. Lineage: Eukaryota; Fungi; Ascomycota; Pichiomycetes; Serinales; Debaryomycetaceae. The record is from the annotation of a GenBank genome assembly.
AUGGUUAAGAUUGCUGAAAUCUCAAGAACGUCGACGUUCACCUGGAGUCAUGAGUGCCUCCCGUUGCUUGCCACUGGUACAGUGGCUGGUGCAGUUGAUCUUUCGUUCACUUCGCAGGCAGUUUUGGAAAUUUGGGACGUGUUCUCCCCAAUUGAUAAGUCCGAGCCUGUGGUGAGCGUACCAGUGGGCGCCAGGUUCCACGCAAUUGGGUGGUCCAAGCCAUUUGACAAGUAUUCUCGAGGUGUGAUAGCCGGUGGAUUUGAAAAUGGACUCAUUGAGUUUUGGGACGCCAACGUGUUAUUGAAGACCAAGGACUUGACCAAGGCAUCAAUCCAUAAGGACGAUAAGAUCCACUCCGGUUUCGUCAAAUCAUUGCUGUUCCACCCAAGCCAAGAUCAUGUUAUGGUGUCUGGUGGAGACAAGGGUCAAAUCUUCGUGUGGGACUUGAAAACGUUUGCUGAGCCCAAAUCUCCAGGCUCUGCAAUGACCCCAAUGGAAAUCAUAUCGUCGGUAGCUUGGAAUCAAGCUGUUCCUCAUAUUUUUGCUCUGACGGCGGGAAACAGUGGGUACACAUCAAUUUGGGACUUGAAGGCAAAGCGUGAAGUGUUGCAUUUAUCUUACCAAGGUCAAGGUGGUACUAGAGCCAAUUUUUCUUGUGUCGCUUGGCACCCAACCCAGCUGACCAAAUUAAUCACAGCCAGUGAUAAUGAUGGUUGUCCAUUGAUUUUGACCUGGGACUUAAGAAAUUCAAAUGCUCCUGAGAAAAUCUUGACUGGUCAUACACAAGGUGUCCUUUCACUUGAUUGGUGUCAACAAGAUCCAGAGUUAUUGAUUUCGUCCGGUAAGGAUAACGCUACCAUGCUUUGGAACCCAAUAACUGGUGAAAAGUUAGGUGAAUACCCCACUACAGCCAAUUGGGCUUUCCAAACUAAGUUUGCACCACAGGCACCAGACAUUUUUGCAACCGCCUCUUUCGACGGUAAAAUUAUUGUACAAUCAUUGCAAGACACAAGCCCACCUGUGCUGACUAAAGUCAGUCAAAGCAAUGAUGACAACCAAUUCUGGAAUGAAAUUUCAACAGCUGAAACUCAACAACCUAAGUUUGACAAGCAGCAAGCUCCAAAAUGGUUGAAAUCUCCUGUAAGUGUUGGUUUCGGAUUUGGAUCCAAAUUGGUUUCUGUCAAGACAGAUGCCAAUGGGAAAUCUACCAUUGAAAUCAACAAGUUCGUUAGUAACAACAACUUCAAGAACCAGACUGCAAAAUUCUCGGAGGCAAUUAAAUCCGGAAACUUCAAAGAUUUCAUUGAGACCAAAAGUGACUUUUCUAGUGACAGCGAUAAGAAGGAUUGGGAAUUGUUAAAGAAAUUAAGUCAAGGUAAAAAUCUUCUUGAAAAUGAAUCCACUGAAGUAAGCGUGGCUACGGAUGAAAAGGAAGCUGCUAAAGCGGAAAUCUCUAAUGGUAUCGCUGGAGAAGUCGAUGAAGACUCGUUUUUCGACAAUUUGGGGAAAGCCGGAGUAAGAAAGUCAAUCUCUGCAGCAGCAUCGACAUUUGUUCCCUCUGGUGACUUUUCAAUUUUUGCUUCUAAUGCCUCAGAUCAAACUACUAAGCUCACUAAAUUAAUCCUUGCAGGUAAGAUAGAUGAAGCUGUAAGUGUUUCUAUCGAACAGGGUCUUCUUUUAGAAGCAUUUGUCCUUGCGUUGGAUGGCUCUAAGGAUACAAAGCAACUUGUAAAGAAUGAGUACUUCAAAACCAAUGAAUCUAACUCUAUUUCAAGGUUGCUUUACAGUGUAUCUUCUAAAAAUGUCACAGAUAUCGUGGCUAAUGCUGAUAUCCAAAAUUGGAGAGAUAUAGCUACUUCGAUUUCUUCGUACGCCACAGAUACUGAUGACUAUAAUGCCAAAAUCUCGGAACUUGGUGAUCGUAUCCUCUCACUUGGUGGUGAUAGAAAUGAUGCAUUGUUAUGCUAUUUAUCUGGAAAUGCUAUUGAUAAGAUUUCAACAAUUUGGUUAAGUGAAUUAGAGAACAUCGAAAAGACAUUGUUAGCUCCUGAUAACAAAAAAUUUGAAGGCUUAUCUCCUUCUGAUGCUAGAUUUGAAGCAUUGAAUAUUUUUGUGGAAAAAUUGGCAACUUAUAGAUCUCUUUCAAAUACUAGUGGUACAUUGUCCGGUCCUGGAAUCGAAAAGGCAUGCAAAGUUUUAUUGGAGUACUCUAAUUUAGUUGCAGGAUACGGUGAAUUUGAAUUAGCUGAGAAAUUCUUAGAGAUCUUACCUGAAGAUUUUGCUGGAUUGAAAUUGGAGAAGGAUAGAAUUGGAAAAGCUACGGGGAAAUCUGCUGCUGUUGUUAACACUUCAAGACAAAGCGGUGGUCGAAUCCCUGGACGUAACUCAUACUCGAAGUCACCAAAAAAGCCAUUAGGUUCAGUCGGCAGUCAACCAUUUGUUCCACCAGCCUCGAUAAAUCCAGGAUUCAAUAGACCACCAAUCCCAAAUUCGACUUAUUCACAAGCUGGUACACCAUCUCAAUUUGUUCCAUCUGCCCCAAUUGCCAAUCCAUAUGCUAAGCUGAGUAUUCCUACCCCAGUGUCGAAUCCUUAUGCUCCUCAAGCUUCUGCCCAAAAUCCCUAUAAACCUUCAGGUGCACAAUUUCCUAGUGCUACUAACACUUUUGCACCUCCACCUCCUACCUCGUUAGGAAGCAUCGCCCCACCACCUACUUCCUCAAAUGCUCCUGCGUUCAAAAAAGAGGAAGGAGGUUGGAACGACUUACCAGAUACUUUCAAACCAAAAGUAGCUCCUCGUAGAGCUACUCCAUCAGGUGUAUCUAGUCCAUCGCCAAUUGAAUCUCCACAGCCUAACAUUCAUGUUCCUAAGAGGACUUCAUCCGCAGCAGCAGCACCAGUUUUACCUCCACCUCCAAAGGGUUUGAGUAGAACUCCAUCAAAGCAGACUGUACCUUCUAUUGAAUCACCUUCAUUAGUUCAGGCCCAAUUGAAUACUCGUUAUGCACCUCCACUAAAUGCUUCUGCAGUAGUUGAAUCACCAAAAUUAGGCAAUGGAUUUGUUGAGACCCAAACCCCAACUCUUCCACCUAAAAACCCAUAUGCUCCCUCAGGUCCUGCUGUCCCGCCAUCCAGAAAUGCGUAUGCCCAACCAGUUCCCACCAACUUCCAAGUAAACCCCACUGCAGUAGGUUUACCAACUCCACCUAAAAAUCCCUACGCACCACAAGCGUCAAACAAUGUGGUCAGUAGUCCUACUGGAAUUUUACCACCACCACCCAAAGCUGGUGGCUUGGUAAGUCCACCCAUUGGUGGCCCUCCUCCAAUGAGCUCAAUUCCACCUCCACCUCCAAAAGGAAAUUCAAUGGCACCAACUCCUUCUGGAUCAAUCCCACCUCCUCCUCCACCCACUUCCCUCCCAACCAAUAAUUCGACUCCACCACCUGCUGCCCCCACCAAAAGUAAUUACCCAUCAGGUGACAGGUCUCAUAUUCCAGAGAACGCUCUUCCAAUUUACACCACCUUAAAUUCAAUUCUUGAAGUUAUCAUGCCAGAUUUGCCAGCUCAGUAUGCCAAACAUGGUGAAGCUGUAGUUAGAAGAUUAAAUAUUUUAUUUGACCAUUUGAAUAAUGGCGAUCUUUUGUCUGAUGAAGUGAUCAAUGAAUUGAAGAAUCUUUGCAGUGCAUUAAAUAAUAAAGAUUACAAGGAAGCCUUAGCUUUACAUGUGAAACUUACAACUAACCAUAGCGAAGAGACUAGCAAUUGGCAUCCGGGUGUGAAACAUUUAAUUCAAAUGGCUGAAGCAUUAUUAUAA